Molecule: messenger RNA, 1137 nt
Organism: Rhodofomes roseus
Lineage: Eukaryota; Fungi; Basidiomycota; Agaricomycetes; Polyporales; Fomitopsidaceae
Exons: 3
Coding region: 109-1089 (326 amino acids)
Source: RefSeq, a predicted model, not a curated record
UGACUCGCAGCCUGGGUCUUGAUCGCGUAUUGUACUGAAAAGCCUCAUUCCGUGACACAGCACGAGCACCUGAGGGAUAGGGUACUCGGCGGAGAGCCCGUGAAAGUCAUGAAUUAUGCCGAGAGGAUUGCAUUCGCGAAGAGCGACAUGCCGGCCCAAAGUGAGCAAUUUUGUUUGGAACAGUCAACGUCGAGGAAUCCCUGCGACCCCACAACGAUGUUGUGCGUCAUCUGGUUGGGCUUGUAUGAUUGUUGCUACGAGGAGGUUCAGGAUGACGAGGAAUCUGAGGACCAAAACAGCAAAGAGUCUGAAGACCAGAGUGAGGACGAGUCUGGAGACCAGAACGAGGUAAAGUUUGAAGACCGGGAUGAGGAAGAAUCGGGCGACCAGGCCGAGGAAGAAUCUAGAGAGACAAGCACAAACUCCGAGAAUUGUACGACUGAAGACCAACUCAAAGACGGAUCUGGGAGUCAAGUCGACGAAGGAUCGGAGGAGACAGUUGGCGAUGAAUCUGAAGACGACAGUGACAACGAGUCCGAGGAAACGAGCGAUGACGAAUCUGUGGCCGCACCUCGAACAGAGAUCGCGCCUGAAGUUCCUUCAUUUGCGAUCCAAUUACGCAGGCCGCACGAAACUAAAGCCCCAGACCGCGCAGAGCACCCGGAUCCAAAUACGAUAGCCGAGGAGUUGUCACCACUUUUUGCCUAUGCACAUAACAUGUACGCGAAGGCGAACGCGCGAAGCUUCAUAUUCGUAGACGUACCUCCGGGAGAUCGGGCACCGAGCAUAGUCGAGCAGGGGGACUCGGACUUUGCGAGACAGUUCAUACGUUGCUGGAACGAUCGCCUCCUUGUCGCCGCGCGGGAGUUCACCAACGGCCAUUCCGAUGCGUCACUGUUCGUCCUCUCGUCCCAUGAGAUAUUGUCCGAGUUGCUGGAUAACCCAAACAAGUUCGGAUUCGACAAGAAAGACGCGGCAGAGGCGAAUAAAAGGAUAUGGAUGAGCGAGGCCGAUUUCUCCAUCUCCGACGAGGUGCAUCGGCUGUUGGGAGAAAGGAUGGGGCACGCUUUGUCGUUGGUGGAUGAAUGAAGCUUGAAGAGGGCCGAGCCGCCAUACCUAUGAACCGAGAUAUAUGAC